AAAUGAGGCAGUGGACGGAGGGAGAUCAGUGUGUGGGCAUGGGGGGGGGGGCGUAGGGUCAUUAGAAGAGGUAAGUUACCCGGGUGAGGGAGGUGAUAUUUUAGUGCAAUGCCCGUCUGUGUGGGUUUGUCUUGUUGGCGUUUUUCUAUGGACUGUGUUUGUGUACGUCUAUGUUAGGGAGUGUGUCUGACUUCGGUAAUGUGUUGGAGAGCAUGGACGCUAUUAGCCAACAAUCAUGAUCUUCUUCAUUAGCAUAUCAAUAGGCCCGUACUUUGGAAUCGAACCCCCCAAAAAACAUGUCUAGAAAUAGAACUAGAGAUGUCGCCAAGCUCUGGUGCAGUUUUUUUUCUGAGAAAUUCGGAUCUGAGAUUUUUAUAAACAGAAAAAUAUCAAAACUACCGUAAAUGAGUUGUUUUUUUUUUUUUAAAUAUGAAUUAUGAUUUAACUAUUCAAUGACAAUGUGGUGAGUUUUGGUGACAUGCGCAAAGAUUCCAAGAUAUGAUCUUCUUUGCAUGGAAAACACAAAUGUUAUUCGUCAGCGUGUAAAAGAUUAAAUCAAGAAUGACGUCAUCAAAAGAAGGCUCCUUAGCUAGCAAAAUUUGCCCAAGGUUCCAUCAGCCUGUGAAGAGUUACCCGACAGAAAGUCUGUCUCCUCGGGUAAUGGCACUAGAUGUCACGGCUUCGACAUUAUUGCAGCAGUCAAAGGCCUUUUCCUUGGCACGCAGCGAGCCUCACCCAACUUGUAAUGAAACAGAGAGAGGGUUCGACAUCGGAGGACCAUUAGACAUUGACCUAAAUCUCAACAGCAGAUUGCUGCAGAUGAUUGUGAGAAAUAACAGGGGUCAAGGCCAGGAGAAACCGGAAGCGGAAGUGAAAGAGGAGAGUGCGUCACGCAAAAGAAGUUUUUGGCAGGGUUUCACCACGCGACAAAUUUCUACGUCAUUAGACCUGCAGACGAUAUCCAAACAUCGGCACGCAAGUAAAAAUACUAAACGUGAAAUCAAAGACAAUCUCGCGAAGCGUUUGCACCAGAGGAAAGAUCAUGGGGAAGAUGAAGAGUUUAAACAGGAGUGUAAAAUAGACCUUACCAAAAGGUUAAAGGAUGAGACUUUUGGUGUCCACGCUAUUGACAGGCUUGAUGAUAUUCAGACUAAAAACAGACGCAUUUCUAAGAGAAAAACAUCUCAAAAUAAAAAUUACUCCGCCAAAGAAGAAAUAGCUUCUACAGAGAAACAAUCUCCAAGUCCAACAGAAGCUUCAAGAUGCGACAAUAUCUCUCUUCAGUCUCAUAAAGAUCUAAUUGCAAGGACUAAAGCCAACAUGCGGCUGGAUCUGGUUUCCUUUAACGAAAGUUGUAACAAUACCUUCUCCAGAGCUAGCUCGCUUAGAAGCAUGAGAGCCUCACGUUUAGACGUUACGUCUAUAUCGUCAACAAAGCUACCACUACAUUCUUCCAAAAGAAUUAGGAAGUCGUUCAGUUUGAAUAAAGGUCUCCUUCAGUCGAUUCUCUCCAAGACAGGAGCUCAGACCAAAGAUGUUCAUAUGAUGAAAAGAUCAACACCAGGUGUGGAAGAUAACUCUCAAAGUCAAAACCCUUUGUCCGAACACCACUUUGGAAGCCUAAGGGAAGAACACUUGUCCCUCAUUGAGCCCUCCGGAAUUGAACCGCCCUGCUUUCGUUCUGAUUCGACCAGAAACGACGAGAGACCAUAUUUCGGGGAAGACAUAACUGUAACUUCGUGUCAGAAACACAAAGUCAUCGAUAAUACAUUCAAAAAUGUCUUACUACAGACCAGCUCCAUCGUUAAAGACGGCUAUUUGCGUAAAAGUAUGUUCUAUCAAAAUCGAUUUAUUGUAAUGGAACUAAACAAACGUCCAAAACACGAUUCUAAUCCUCCGCCUGAAACUCUAGAGGUGCCAAUAGAACAACAAGAGCCCAGCCAUUCUUUGGCAUCGAAUGACAAAAUAUUACCGUGCUCAAAUAGCACAGCUAUGACCCGAAAUCCAUUUUCUAAUAAACAGAUGGAUACACCUCAGCAAGAGUCUGAUCAUGAAAAUAAAUUAAAGUUAUCAUUUUUAGCUGAAGAAAGAAAUUUUACACCACAAACAUCUAGUAGUAAUUCUGAUAUAUCAUUGCACUACAAUUUUAGUUCAUUGAUGUUUCGACAGAAGAACGAAUUUGAGAACAUCACCAAAUGUCAUGAAAACCAUAAACACACUAAAGCGAGUGGAGUUAUGAUAAGAGAAGAAGACAGAUUGAGAACCACUGGUCUGGCGGUCAAUCGAAGAGAUGGCUUCGAGCUACCGUCCACUCAGAGAGCUCUUCACUGCCCGUCUUCGACACUACAUUCCAGUACAUUGCCUGGUCAAGCUAAUGAACUGGCCGCUAAUGUCAUUAAUGAAGCGAAAGUAGAAGGUUACACUGGGAAAGUUUCUACGGCCCUACAACCCUAUCGGGGUCAUUUGAGAGUGAAAUGUGCUGAGAAUGACCUGGGUUCACUGGGGCCCACAGGGAUCUAUUAUUCGCAGCUCACGCCUGAUUUCCAAGAUUCUGAAAACAAUCCAUUCACGCCGGACACUAAUGCUAUCUCUCAUACUCCUACCACUGUCUCAUCGAUUGUUACGCCAGAAAUUGUAGCUCAUCUAAAUUCAGCACAAGAGCUAAGAGAGACACCAAAAGGCCAUUGUGUUUGGAUCACUGUGCCUUCAACACACGAUCCGGACGCAAAAGAGAGACGCGCAGUUGGACCAAAUCAAGACACAUUCACUAGCACCACAACAAUUAAGACACAUGAUAAGUCUUAUCAGUCUAACGACGAGAAAAACUCAGAAUGUGUGAAGAGAAUAGAGAUCGAGCACCCUCCGGAGAAUGGACAGAAAGCAAUUAGGAAGAAAGAUGUGGCUGGUGAUCUAAAUCAGAACGACCAUGUAAAUGAUCAGCUUAUAAUCAAGGCAUCCAGCCUAUUCAAUAAUGAACUGCAGACGUUUCCUCCGGCCUCGUAUACAUUCGGCAGUAAUUUAAAUGCGCUUGACAUAGGCGGCGCAAACGUUGGACAAGAGGUUAAUAGUAAGGAGCAUUCCCCAUUAUCAGACGCCGAUAAAAUAAGCAGGGGAGGGGACUUCAUCAGCUCAAGUGUACAGUUAUUCCCAGUUUUACAAGCUUCGCACCGUACAGCCAAAGCACGUGAUGAAAACUUUGCGCAUAAGUGUGAAAAGGUUUUCCCGCCUUUUCUGAUGUACGCUAACUCAACAACAGGUAAACAUAGCCUAGGCAGAGGCGGCGACGAAGAAACGUUACCAUUCGCAAACAGGAAACAAGGGGAUGCCAGCACCCCGGAAGAAACCGCCGCCACAGCACAGUCCACCCGCCACAAAGCGAAAACGGAAACCAUGUCCACAAGUUCCGCCGUCAAAGAGGGACGAGCUUUCUCGAGCGCACCAGCGACAGUGUGCGGGGGGAAGCGCGAGCCGCAGCAGGCGGUUUCAUCGAUCGGUUUGGCUAGCACUCGUGUCGAAGUCGAGAGUGUUCAGACUCGAUGUGCGUCUCGUUUUUCAACACCCCACCCUCACGGGACGUUGCUGCGAUCUUUUCAGAGUUCACCCCCACCCCUAACAACCAGUCUAUUGCCUAUGCCGACCACUGAGCCCAAACACUUUCCCAAGUCCGAUGAUUACCAUUCUAACCACAAAGUGAAUGCGGAUCACGACCUUUACCCUGUGAGGUCAUCAGUUUUUGUUUAUAGAAAUGAAAACAAUACAGCAAACAAGAUUAACGACGUCACAUUCUCUAUGGGGUUGGACACAACUUUAAAUCAGGCGCUGGUCGGAGAUAAACGGGCAAUCGGCGCCCGUGUUCAGAACCCUUUUAAUAAUGGAGGGUCUGUAAAGACGUCUCCCCUGAGGAGCUCACCAAACUCAGCAAAAGAAUUGCCUUCUUCGACACAGGUAAAGAAGAAAACAUUCCUAAAUCGAGUUCCCGAGAGCAAGGCGAGCGCUACCGAAGACGAUGUCGUGGCUGACCGUUGUGAGACAAACGUCUGUACGCCUACCGCGCGCAAGUUUGCGAGUGCAGAUCAGACCAAAACGUUCGCUAAUCUCGUCUGCUUUCCCGGAAGCGGGGCGGUGGAGUGCGCGGGCGCCGAGGGACACGUAAGUAUUGUAGGCAGGUACGCGCGAGAUGAACAGAACAACACGCGAGCGAUCGAAAGUGCUGGAUGUGAUUUGAGCCCGGUGGAUGCGUCGAAGCCCAUUCAUGCUGGCAUUUCCAUCGCCACGAAAGAGCACGGACACGGCCGUGCACCAAGGGAAUUGCACUACGACUCGUGGAGCGUUACCGCUAAUGGCCAAUCAGGCAAAGUGCCUACGCCACGUGACCGAAAAGCACUAGGUCACGCGGUAGAUGGACAGUGUAGAGCAAACACUUCCGAUGUGAACGAACACAGUGUUCACUCAAGUAGUUUAGAUAUUUCGACUCCUUCUUCGGCGAAAGCGACGGAGAUUGGCGGAAGGUUCCGAUCUAUCAUCAAGAAGAAGGAGGCUACGGAUAUUACCGAUUACGGCAUUCUCGAUAAUGCCCUAGCAGACAAGGCAGCAUUCCUUUCGGAGAAAGAACAGCAGUUUUCGAAGGACGUUUCGGUCAAUGAUACUUCACGCUUCGCUAAGGACGGACACAGGGGCGUAACCCGGGUUACGUUCUCUCUAGCAACGAAGGAGCUCGGUGAGAAGACGCCAGGCCACACUACGCCACACUACGACCAGGGCGAAAGUGAGCGCCUCAUUUCAACUUUCCCUAUAGCUCCUCUCCGAGUGACCCUCCCGCUGGACAAGCGACACUCUUUCGGAAAAGCGGACUACCCUUCGAAGAGCACGCCCCUGCUUGACGACACGGACUGGGACGAGAUGGACGGGCGAGGGAUUGAGAUCAUCGUCUCGGACGAAAACGACGCCAGGGUGUCCACGGUCAAUUCCGGAAAGAGGGCAGUCCUUCGGCGAAUAUGGAUGAUUCUGCUGGACAACAGGGUGGCGGGGCGCCCAGACAGCGAGAGGGCGCUCCGUCCCCACCACGAGGAGUACCGUGUCCUGAAGAGAGUGCUUAACAUCGUUUUCAUCACCAUAGGCGUUGCCCUGCUGAUUUCAGUAUUCGUUGUGAUUAUAUACACCUAUGUUGUUGAUGAAGACCAGUUGAGAGCUGAUGAUACAAGUCGCGUGACACAGAAACCAACAUCUAUACCAGUUGCUCAAGUCGAACCAACGACAUCGUCCAUUACAGCCAACUCUACUAUCGCACCUUACAAGACCGGAAGCUGAUUUUCCGCUUCUCAGACAACAGACGAAACGAUAGUAAGAGUUGCCAUGGAAACAUUCUCAACAUUCACAGCAAAAAGAAACUAAAAUAUCUUCACUGAUGACAUUCAUGUAUACACCUCACUAUUCAUUCCAUCACUACUCUGAUCUGAUUCACCCGGAGUGUAAGAAGGGCAGCAGCCAAAGUUUCCCACUUUUGUUCUUCAAAGACACAGCUCUCCUCAUUGUGCCAUAUUUGAUAAAUGAAUCAAUAUUUUUUAUUUUAUUUUAAAUAUCAAUGUAAAUUCACUGAGUGUAUAUUUUUAAUGGGCAUAUAGUAAAAUAUAGUAGCAGAAAAAAAUAUUCUAAAAUAUAUUAAGUCUAGAGCUUGAGAAAUGCUUACGGCGUCAUGAAAUUCCCAGCAUUCUUUCACAUCUAGCCCUAACUUCCGGUAGGAGAACAGGGGCUGACGUAGCUGUGGGUGCGACAGUGCAUACAACCGAGACCAAUCGUAAAAGAAGGCCUGAAAAAUGACCUGUAACGCCACAAACUGUGGGCAGUUUAGACCAAUAGCUCGUUGCCAUGUCGAAGGUCUGUACGAGCUAUUGGUCUAAACGGAAAGGGGCAGCUUUCUUUCUCAUCCUAGGGCCGCUUCAUUCCUAUUGCUCUCGGCUAGAGUCUUACCUACCCCAUAAAUAAUCUAGAUCAUGUCCAAACAAAUAAAUGAUCAAUCUAAGGGAGGUAAAUAACAAUUUUAACUAGGUUAUCUAGCUACUAGUAGAUUAGAACUGUUAGACUCUGCUCUAUGCCUUUAAGGCAGUUAUUGUAAUUGUCUUAUGCUAUCUUUUCCUUUCUAAUCUAUUUUCAUUUGUUAUUAUUUUGAUAUAUAAGGCGUAACAUUAACACAUUCUCUAUACCGUAUAAGCCCUUUACAUGCAAACUUAAAUGAAGUACUCCUGCAUGUUUGUCAUACAAUAGGUGGUGUUAUCCCUGUAAGAAAAGCAAUGAUGUACUUUACUUUAGUCAACAAAAUGUCUUAAGAUGAUAAAAAAUUUUAACCAAAAAGAAAAAAACAAAAUACGAAAAGAAAUAUUUUCGCUUCACUUACAUUGUAAUAUAUUUUUUUUUCUUCUUACUGUAAAUGUAAUUUCACAAUGUUAAUGUAAAUCUUUUUGCUUCACUUCAAGCUCAUAACAUCACGACACAAAUCACAUCAUAACAUCACGACACAAGUCACAUCAUAACAUCACGACACAAAUCACAUCAUAACAUCACGACACAUGUAACACUAUAUCACAUUAUAACAUCAUGACAACCAAUUUUCCGUUAGGACAUCACGACACACCCAUGCCCUAUUAUAACAUCACGAUUUACCAAUCUACCAUCAUAACAUCAGGAUACAUCAAUAUACCAUCAUAACAUAAAGUCACAUCAACGUCCCAGUAUGACACCAUAACAUCACGACUUACAAACGUCACAUCAUAUCAUCACGACGCACUAUCGUCGAGUUAUAAAAUCGUGUCACGUGAAUUUAAAUCCCUAACAUCAGGACAGACAUCAGGACAGGCAUCAGGAAAGGCAUCAGGACAGACAUCAGGACAGGCAUCAGGAAAGGCAUCAGGAAAGGCAUCAGGACAGACAUCAGGACAGACAUCAGGACAGGCAUCAGGAAAGGCAUCAGGACAGACAUCAGGACAGGCAUCAGGAAAGGCAUCAGGAAAGGCAUCAGGACAGACAUCAGGACAGGCAUCAGGAAAGGCAUCAGGACAGGCAUGUUCAGCUCAUUAAAUCACACACUUAUUUAAAUAAACACACUCGUGUUUAACAGAGACAAAAUUAUAACAUCGCGUCACACUAAAGUCAUUUCAUAACAUAGACUUAUAACAUCGCGUCACACUAAAGUCAUUUCAUAACAUAGACUUAUAACAUCGCGUCACACUAAAGUCAAUUCAUAACAUAGACUUAUAACAUCGUGUCACACUAAAGUCAAUUCAUAACAUAGACUUAUAACAUCGCGUCACACUAAAGUCAAUUCAUAACAUAGACUUAUAACAUCGCGUCACACUAAAGUCAUUUCAUAACAUAGACUUAUAACAUCGCGUCACACUAAAGUCAUUUCAUAAAAUAGACUUAUAACAUCGCGUCACACUAAAGUCAUUUCAUAACAUAGACUUAUAACAUCGCGUCACACUAAAGUCAUUUCAUAAGAUAGACUUAUAACAUCGCGUCACACUAAAGUCAAUUCAUAACAUAGACUUAUAACAUCGCGUCACACUAAAGUCAAUUCAUAACAUAGACUUAUAACAUCGCGUCACACUAAAGUCAUUUCAUAACAUAGACUUAUAACAUCGCGUCACACUAAAGUCAAUUCAUAACAUAGACUUAUAACAUCGCGUCACACUAAAGUCAAUUCAUAACAUAGACUUAUAACAUCGCGUCACACUAAAGUCAAUUCAUAACAUAGACUUAUAACAUCGCGUCACAC
This is a messenger RNA of Biomphalaria glabrata, 7768 nucleotides long. RefSeq lists its product as uncharacterized. The record is from RefSeq and is a predicted model, not a curated record. Bases 562 to 5307 code for a protein of 1581 amino acids. Lineage: Eukaryota; Metazoa; Mollusca; Gastropoda; Planorbidae. The transcript is spliced from 5 exons.